This is a messenger RNA of Dermacentor andersoni, 2416 nucleotides long. RefSeq names its product Histone PARylation factor 1 (gene Hpf1). Gene Ontology annotation, biological process: regulation of protein ADP-ribosylation; DNA damage response. Gene Ontology annotation, cellular component: nucleus. Gene Ontology annotation, molecular function: poly-ADP-D-ribose binding; histone binding. The record is from RefSeq and is a predicted model, not a curated record. Lineage: Eukaryota; Metazoa; Arthropoda; Arachnida; Ixodida; Ixodidae.
CGGAAGCCAGUGCAGAAGUUUAGCCAGUUUAGCGCGCAUUCUUUCCAUGGCGUUAUCGAUGUGUCGGUGAUUGCCCGCCUGAAUUAGGCGUUUGCAGUUUGCACACAAGCUUUGCCAGUGACCGUGUCACAAAAUGCCCCAGGGUCGAAAGCGGCCUGCAAAAGAUGAUAGGCUGCCAUGCAAAUAUGGGUCCAAAUGUUAUCGAAGAAGUACCGACCAUUUAAAAAGAUUUAGCCACCCAGAGUCUAAGGAAUUGGAGUGUGACGCCAGUGUUUCUGGAGACGCACCUACGGUUGACAGAGGUCUGGACGUGGCACGUGUGUUAUCACCGAAAAAACUUAAACCAACCGCCAAGAAGCCUGACGUGUCUACCUCCGAAACAAAAGUGGAUGCAAAGGAGCCUAGCGAUCUCCCCGACUCGCCUGAUGACGUCCGGGAGUCUAUUAGACAAAAAUUUUUAGUUGAAAUGCCUGAAGACUUCUAUGAUUUCUGGGAAUUCUGCACUUCUCUGAAAAAGGAACGCCCGUCAGAUGCACUCUAUGACCUGCUUGGUUUGAAGCUUGUUGGCCCCUUUGAUGUCCUGGCUGGAAUACUAACAAACAAGAGCGUUAGGACAUCCGAUGACUUCCUUUGUCACUGGCGCUACUUUUAUGACCCUCCUGAAAUGCAAACUGUCCUAAGUGGAGAUGAUGAGACAAUGUACCACAUUGGCUAUUUUAGGGAUGACCCAAAGGAGAUGCCUGUAUUCUUGGUGUCAAAUGUUGCAUCAGAAGACUGCAAAUUUGUAAAGGUAGCAGGAAACCUGUUCGCUUUACUCAGCAAGGAGAUUUCCAAGGCCCUGAAGAAAUGUGACAAUUCGCAGGAAAAGACAAAGCUGCGCAAGCUCAAUGGGGCACUAGUAGAGUUUGCUGAGGGAAAGGGCCACUUGCUGCAAGAGGCUUCCAAGAAGCGGCCUAAGCCUCAAAGUUCUGCUUUCCAUGGUGCUGGUCUUGUGGUUCCUUAUGACAGCAAAACUAGUGUUGGCUACCGCAAGAUGCCUCUGUCAGACACUGAAAUGAAGAAAUUGUUGGCCAAGUUCUCGGAUGACACUGAGGGAGGAGCCCACAGGGACAAACUACAGGAGCUUGUCACUUGGGUCCACAUUGCCAAUGACGAGUGCGACUAUGGCAUGGGUCUCGAGUUCAGCAUCGCCCUGUUUUGUGCUGGCCAUACCAGUCUGCACCCAACCAUUGACAUGCUGGGUGGCCUUGCCUACCAUCUCCUUGGUCGGGAACCAUUUGCCCGUAUCCUCAAGGCCCACCUGAAGCGCAGACUUAAAUCCCCAAAUGCCAUUGUUCCAAGCUAAAGUGCUUCUGUUUGGCUUGGCAUAGCAAGCGAGUGUACUCUUAUAUGUAAUAGGAGUGUGUGGCAAUGAAUGGAGUGAGCAUAGCAGUGGUGUCCCAGAAUGAUGUAAUGUUUGGAUGUCUGCUCACAUUUGAGUAUCCGUGAUGCCAAGUGGCGCGAUUGUUCCUUCCAGAUGUGUGUUAGUCAAGAAUUUAAUAGAGCUGCUGUUUCAUCUUUCAAAUCACAUGCAGUCAAUGAUUUUAUUGCAGUGCAAAGCCAAACGAGUCUCUACGUCAUCAAAAAAUGCAUACCACCAUUUACGACUGCGUUACAUCACUGCAAGUCGGCCUAGUUGGAACAGACUCAUGUUUUAAAAACUUUUUGUGCGCGAAUAAACAUGGACAAAGAAUAGGAGCAACACAAGGACAAGCGCUUGUCCUUGUCUUGCUCCUCUUCUUUGUCCCCGUUUGCGCAAAAAGUGCGUUACAUCCACUCAAUAGACUGGCAUUAAGGGAUAUGUGCGCUGUACACACACAUGUAAACAAGUAGCAGCUAGCAGACGAUCCGCCACGCCACUCACACUAUUGUGGUUCAGCCAGUCUCCGCUUGAUCUCGCAGCCAAUAGUGUGUGCACCAGAGGAGACAAUCAACUUGGCUCACAAAAACGAAUGAAAAAAAAAAGUCUGGAAAAUCAAACUUCCCUCGUCGCAAACAGGCCGUUUGAAUAAACCUGCAUUGCACUAUCUUUUUUGGCAUAUCGCAGUACAGCUGUGCAUUGGUGGUGGAUAUGCAUCUACUGAAGGCUUACUGAGGUGUGUGCCUUGCACUGCAGUGUAAACUGAAGCCAUGCAGUUGAUAGGACUAACAUUAAACCAGAAGAUUUGUUCCACUAUUAUGUCGAAGUGCUAGCUAUUUACUGUGCUAUUUCGGCAGUUCCUUUUCUAUGACUGAUCUUUGCCGUCACUUGAGCACCAAUUGCGCCAGCAUUGUGGCAUGGUGCAUAUAAAUCAUAUGCACACACAACUGGCUCUGUGUUAAACUUUGCUGGGCCUUUUCUUCCCUUGUUGGUACAAUAAAGCGUCAAUGUCAUUAA